AUGGGUGUGAGAGGCGACGAGGAUGACAAUGGUAGUGACAGCGGCGGCAGUGUCGGAGAAUAUGAGGGAAGAAUUUUCACGGCGGUGGGAACAUCGGGUAUGAACCUCGGUCAAGAUGUUCUGGGAAACAGGUCAAUGCCGGCAUGCGGCGGAGAAGCUCCGUCGCCGUCAGGGAUUAAUCUGGCAGCGACUUUGGCAGCGGAGAGGCAAUUCAAGGGGGCCUAG
Oldenlandia corymbosa var. corymbosa is the source of this 225-nucleotide messenger RNA. NCBI's taxonomy places the organism in Eukaryota, Viridiplantae, Streptophyta, Magnoliopsida, Gentianales, Rubiaceae. The record is from the annotation of a GenBank genome assembly.